Messenger RNA from Hippocampus zosterae (dwarf seahorse), 2004 nucleotides. RefSeq names its product cyclin-dependent kinase 5 (gene cdk5). Gene Ontology annotation, cellular component: cytoplasm; nucleus. The record is from RefSeq and is a predicted model, not a curated record. Gene Ontology annotation, biological process: synaptic vesicle transport; protein phosphorylation; axonogenesis. Lineage: Eukaryota; Metazoa; Chordata; Actinopteri; Syngnathiformes; Syngnathidae. The transcript is spliced from 12 exons. Bases 161 to 1039 code for a protein of 292 amino acids. Gene Ontology annotation, molecular function: cyclin-dependent protein serine/threonine kinase activity; ATP binding.
CAACAAACUCCACUGUCAGAGCGCUACGGAGCAGCAAAAUUUUGCUAGCGUGAAGCUAACGCUAGCAAUCAUAACAGCCCCCCAACCCCCAACUAAAUUCGGGGCUUGGUCAUAGGGCUGUUCCGUUGGCUACCUAUCAGCUGGCUAAAAUAGGGUGACCAUGCAGAAAUAUGAGAAACUCGAAAAAAUCGGCGAGGGUACAUACGGGACUGUGUUCAAGGCUAAAAACAGAGACACCCACGAAAUAGUGGCCCUGAAACGAGUCCGUUUGGACGAUGACGACGAGGGCGUGCCAAGCUCUGCUCUGAGAGAAAUCUGCCUGCUGAAGGAGCUCAAGCAUAAAAAUAUAGUCAGGCUGCACGACGUGUUGCACAGCGACAAGAAGCUAACGUUGGUCUUUGAAUAUUGUGACCAGGAUCUAAAGAAGUACUUUGACAGUUGCAAUGGAGAUUUAGACCCUGAAACAGUAAAGUCGUUCAUGUUCCAGCUGUUGAAAGGGCUGGCUUUCUGUCACAGUCGCAAUGUCCUUCACAGAGAUCUUAAGCCGCAGAAUCUCCUCAUCAACAGGAACGGAGAGUUGAAGCUGGCUGAUUUCGGGCUUGCUCGAGCAUUCGGGAUUCCUGUUAGGUGUUAUUCAGCCGAGGUGGUGACAUUGUGGUACCGACCCCCAGAUGUGCUGUUUGGUGCUAAACUUUAUUCUACCUCCAUUGACAUGUGGUCUGCUGGCUGCAUAUUUGCAGAGCUCGCUAACGCCGGAAGGCCUUUAUUUCCCGGGAAUGACGUGGACGACCAGUUGAAAAGAAUUGACACGUUGUUGGGCACGCCGACAGAAGAGCAGUGGCAGACCAUGACCAAGCUUCCAGACUACAAGCCAUAUCCUUUGUAUCCAGCCACCACCUCACUGGUCAACGUGGUGCCCAAACUCAGUAGCACAGGUCGAGACCUACUCCAGAACCUUUUGAAAUGUAACCCGGUCCAGAGGAUCUCCGCGGAAGAAGCCUUGCAGCAUCCUUACUUUGCCGACUUCUGCCCGCCUUAAAUCCUUCAGGGUCUCCCGGCUCAACAUCAGCUGCCAAUCAAUCCACUCCUCCCGUCACGCGAGCAGCUCCACGCAGGCCAAUCGUCCCGGAAACACAAUUUCCAAAGCUGCUCUUUUCUCCCACGCACUACCGACUGCGCUCAUUUCACUGGUAGAGGACUACACUUGUAAAACAAAUUGGGUAAACUACCUUUUUAAAAAGAUUUUUUACAUCAACUUUCUGUUCUAAAAUGAAUAAUAUGGAACCACACCAAAACCACAAUUUAUUGAGAAAGUUGACCAAAAUAGACAUUUAUUUCAGCCAGCUCGAGGGUGAAGCAACAGAGCUGCCUUGGGAUGAUUGUUGCCAGGUAAAAUUGGACAACUGCAACACAUUUUCACCAAGUCUCCAUGGAAACUUGGGGCAGACAACACUUCUGCCCAACUCAACAGCAGCGAAAGUACAAUGGUCACCAUGGUGUAGUCAAACCUUAAUUUAUUACUUCCUCAUGUGGUGGCCUGAGGUGUUUCUUCACUGAACUGCAGAAAGUAUCCACAGUCUAAAAGGGGUAUUCGAAUGAGGCUUAUACACAGCUCUGGAAAAUAGUAAGACACUACUGAUUAAGUCACAUUUGUCAGAUUUUGCAAUUUAGAAGUUUAUGUUUGAGUAUAUUGAACAAUUUGGUUUUAUUCCGACUGCAUAAAUCACCAAAUACAAAUAUUGCCAUUUUGAGCACUUAUUUUCAGGAAGAAAAGGCUGUGGGUUUUUUUUUUUCCUUUUUAUUUUUUCCAGAGCUGUAUAUGCAAGUUAAUUUCCACCACUAAUAAUAGUAUAAUACUGUAUAUAUUCUAAAACCCAAAUUCCUUUUCAAAAUAUCCAUACGUCAGCUUUACAGAUGCCGUCUACUCGUCACUCGGAAUGUGUUGUCAAGUUGUACCACGAAAGAAGCUGCUGUCAUUUGCAAUAAAAGUAGAGGGAAAAGUGA